This is a messenger RNA of Didymodactylos carnosus, 384 nucleotides long. Lineage: Eukaryota; Metazoa; Rotifera; Eurotatoria; Philodinida; Philodinidae. The record is from the annotation of a GenBank genome assembly.
AUGGAUACACAAGAUGAUUCAUCAAAUGAUGAACAAAAAAAGACGAAACCAAAAGAGCCUGAAAGAAAAAAGAAAGUGCAGCCAAAGCGAAAACGUCGAUCAAAACAUUCAGCAAACAAUGAACGAAAGUCUCACGAAAAAAAACAUACUGGUUUAAACGGAUCAUACUGGCAAACCCUUGAUUAUGAUCGUCAUGAUGUGAAUACUUCAUUGUCACCAGUGCAAUCUGAAGUUGAUGAUAGCAGCAGUUCGCAAAUGGAUCUUACAAAUGAUCCCUCACAUAAUUCAACAACUGUUGAACCAAAAAAAGUGAAAUCAGCUAUUUAUCGUGCAAAAACUUACAUUACUUGUCGUAGUCCAGAAGGUCAUGAUAAUCAGACAUAA